GUCGUUAUCAAUAGUGCUUCAACACCGAGACCGGCCACUUCACAUUCCAAGUCCGGGACAUUCUACUCUUCUCUUUCUCAGCCCAAUCUCUUCAAUUACUUCUCCUUCUCUACAUCUCACUUGGUCGCAUAUGCUGUGGAGAUCGGCUCCCUCUAGAAUACUCUUCUGCCUGUUGCCGAACUUCAGUGUCGACCCCGAUAUUUUUUUCGCGAGUCCUCAUUCGGUCGACCCAACGGGCUCAGCCCACCGCUGAACCGCAACCGCGCGUUCUCCUUUCUCCUCCGCUCUGCCCCUUUACAACAACCACGACAGCUGCAGAUAUUUCCAAUAUUGAACAGUUGCAAUGCUUGGAGCUUCCGCUUUACCUAGGCGCUGGCGGAGCGGCGAUAGCGAAAAGCCCGCACAGAAGCCAAACUGGUACACAAAGUUCGUUGCUCCACCACUACAAGCGUUAUCGGGGAAGGCAUGCACGCAUCCUAUCCACUCCAUAGUAUCAGUACUAUUGAUUGCAAGUACUGUCUAUCUCGGUCUCUUGGACACCAACCUUUUCGAUCGCUCAGGGAGCGGCGCUAUUCAUGCAGCAGACUUCAACACCCUUGUGGAAGGCAGCAAACACCUUUACGCAGGCGAUAAGACACACUGGAAAUGGACUACGGAAGACUCAAGGAGAAGUGACGGAGAGCUUGCGCCUGCGCAAGACCUAGCCCUCAUAACUUUGGAAUUCCCUGCCUCCAUUGGCUCUGCUCCUCGCGCAAAGUCGAUCUUACCAUCCUACAACUCCCUUGAAAUUCUCCCAAACUCACCCAACACCGUUUCUGAGCUCUCUGGCGAUACCACCCUCGCCUUUUCACUGCCAUAUGAGGCAGCACCCGACUUUCUGUCUGCCAUUCAAGAAAUCCGAGCCCCAAAGAGCGCAAGAGAGCCACUGGAGUCUGAGGAUGGGCAAGAGGAAAAGAAGUGGAUCAUGGUGGCUGCUCGCCCGGUGCAGAGCUCAAGGAGCAUUAAAACAAGAAUCGUCGCGGCAUGGACCUCCUUUCUGGAUCUCUUGAAAAAUGCAGAAUCUCUCGAUAUAACCAUCAUGGCUCUCGGCUACUUGUCCAUGCACCUUACAUUCGUAUCCUUGUUUCUGUCUAUGAGACGCCUCGGGUCGAACUUCUGGCUGGCUACUACUGUCCUUUUUGAGUCUGGGUUUGCCUUCCUUCUUGGUCUGCUGGUGACUACCAAGCUGGGCAUCAACAUAAACAUGAUUUUACUUUCCGAAGGUCUUCCAUUCCUCGUCGUCACAAUUGGAUUUGAAAAGCCUAUCAUUCUGACAAAAGCCGUCUUGUCUGCCUCUAUGGAUGCCCGACGCAAGGCAUCGACCAAGGAGGGAGAAAAAUCUGCCCCCCAUACUAUCCAUUCUGCUAUAAAGACCGCGGUUCAGGAGCGUGGCUAUGAAAUCAUCCGCGAUUACUUCAUUGAGAUCUGUAUCUUGGGGGCAGGCGCUGCAUCCGGCGUUCAAGGCGGACUCCGGCCCUUCUGCUUCCUCGCUGCAUGGAUCUUGUUCUUCGACUGUAUUCUACUUUUCACUUUUUACACUUCGAUCCUCUCCAUCAAGCUCGAAAUUAACAGAAUCAAGCGCCAUGUUUCGCUGCGAAAGGCACUUGAAGCCGACGGUGUGAGCCGUUCCGUGGCUGAGAACGUCGCCUAUAGCAACGAUGGAUUUCCGGAAAGCGCAAACCUGGGUAUUGGCGAGAUCUCCAUCUUUGGUACUAAGGUCAAGGAUAGCAGUGUCCCAAAGUUCAAGGCGCUCAUGGUUUCUGGGUUCCUCAUCAUUAACAUCAUCAACAUCAUAACCAUCCCUUUUAGAGGUUCUGGCUCUGGGACAGCCAUUCCCGGAUUCUCCAGUGUGGCCCAGCCCCUCAUGGACCCCUUCAAAGUAGCCAGGAAUGGUCUCGAUGUGGUCUUAGCAAAAGCGCAAUCGCACAACUUGUCGACUGCUGUCACUAUUCUGAACCCUAUCAAAUAUGAACUUCAAUAUCCGUCAGCAUAUUAUGCUCAGAGCAACGGAAGCACCUCAGUCUUUCCUCCCGAGCUAUCAGAGCCUGUGUAUGGUAUGGGUGGAAUGGCACUUGGCGGCGUUCUACGAAGCUUAGAGGACCCAGUACUAGGAAAAUGGAUCAUUGCAGUACUAGCAAUAAGCAUUGUUCUGAAUGGCUAUCUAUUCAACGCCGCUCGGAUGACGAUCAAGGAGCCUCACACUCCCCUUGAGCCGCCUCGAAAUGAGGAGAUGCAAGAUGGGGCGAUCACGCCAAGGACUUCUGUCGCCUCACCUAGAAGCAAUGGUCCCGUUGGUAAUGGACAUGCUGUCACGUCCAAGCCUGAGUUGACCAUGACUGAAGUUCAAGGCGAGCCACGUCCCAUUCCUGCACCACCGACCCCUGCUGCUACCCCAAACCCUCCAGACGACAAUCUCAAUGAAUCGGUGAAAGCGAAUCGGAGAUCAAAUAAGCUGCCGAAACGUUCAUAUGAGGAAUGCCUCGAGAUCCUCAAGGCGAAGAGAGCCCCAGAGAUGAAUGAUGAAGAGCUGAUUGAGCUUUCCUUGAAGGGCGAUAUCCCCGGAUAUGCAUUGGAAAAGACACUCAUUGACAAGACGCGUGCUGUCAAAGUCCGGCGGGCUGUUGUGUCCCGUACGCACGCCACCCGCGAAACAUCCACCUUACUUGAAUCGUCACUCUUGCCAUACGAAGGCUAUGAUUAUGAUCGUGUUCACGGAGCCUGCUGUGAGAACGUCAUUGGCUACCUGCCAUUGCCAAUCGGUGUCGCGGGCCCUCUCUUGAUCGACGGUCAGAACUACUUCCUACCCAUGGCCACUACUGAAGGUGUCUUGGUUGCUUCGACAAGCAGAGGUGCUAAAGCUAUCAACUUAGGUGGUGGUGCCAUUACUGUACUGACUGGCGAUGGCAUGACUCGUGGACCAUGUGUGGGUUUCGAGACUCUCGCUCGUGCUGGCCAAGCCAAAGUUUGGCUCGACUCUGACGAGGGACAACGGACCAUGAAGAAUGCCUUUAACUCGACUAGUAGCUUCGCUCGGCUACAAAGUAUGACAACUGCCCUUGCAGGCACAUACUGCUACAUUCGUUUCAAGACGACUACUGGAGAUGCCAUGGGCAUGAACAUGAUUUCCAAGGGUUGUGAAAAGGCUUUGGCGACCAUGUCGACUGAAUGUGGGUUCAAUGAUAUGAACAUUAUAUCACUCUCCGGAAACUACUGUACCGAUAAGAAGCCAGCUGCGAUCAACUGGGUGAACGGUCGCGGCAAGAGUGUGGUUGCAGAGGCCAUCAUUCCAGCUGAAGUCGUCAAGAGUGUCUUGAAGUGUACUGUGGAUUCAAUGGUCGAGCUUAACACUAGCAAGAACUUGAUCGGUAGUGCCAUGGCUGGCAGCAUUGGUGGUUUCAAUGCCCACGCUGCAAACAUUGUUACUGCCAUCUUCUUAGCCACCGGUCAGGAUCCUGCCCAGAAUGUUGAGAGCAGCAACUGUAUCACUGUCAUGAAGAACUACAAGGGCAACCUGCAAAUAUCUGUAUCUAUGCCCUCCAUAGAAGUAGGUACCAUUGGUGGCGGUACAGUUCUGGAGCCGCAAUCGGCUAUGCUUGACCUUCUCGGCGUACGUGGGGCUAUCCAGAACGCACCCGGCGAAAACGCUCGCCAACUUGCGAAGAUAAUCGCAGCCUCCGUCCUCGCCGGAGAGCUGUCUCUUUGUGGUGCGCUCUCUGCCGGACAUCUCGUUCGUGCUCACAUGAGCCACAAUCGUAGUGCAGUGCCGUCAAGAGCCCCAACACCUGCACCAGCAACAGGUACACAUACUCCCACUAUAAACGCUUUGAAGGAUGCCGCUUCUGGAACCAAUAGUGUCGCACCACCAAGGUAGUGAUUGUCAAACUAUGCUAGCAUAGAUGCAUUUUCCUCGGCGUUCUCAGGACAUAUACCUAGAUUGAGAGGUACCAAUUGUUACUCUCCAAGGCGGACUUGAUGCCAAGUCCUCCGAAUUUGAUCCGACUCUUCCUUUGACAAGUUGGACGCUGUCGCUAAUUACUAUAUACUCUCCAUUAUCACUAUAUCGCACGGUAUCAGAUCACAGAAGCCAACUGAAGUGUGGUAUCUGAACUCAGUAUAGUAGACUGAGCAAUUAGACCUCUAAUCGAAACUUAAAAUGCUACUCAAUG
Pseudovirgaria hyperparasitica is the source of this 4205-nucleotide messenger RNA. RefSeq names its product 3-hydroxy-3-methylglutaryl-coenzyme A reductase. Gene Ontology annotation, biological process: ergosterol biosynthetic process; isoprenoid biosynthetic process; coenzyme A metabolic process. The transcript has 3 exons. Gene Ontology annotation, molecular function: protein binding; hydroxymethylglutaryl-CoA reductase (NADPH) activity. The record is from RefSeq and is a predicted model, not a curated record. Bases 344 to 3910 code for a protein of 1188 amino acids. NCBI's taxonomy places the organism in Eukaryota, Fungi, Ascomycota, Dothideomycetes, Acrospermales, Acrospermaceae. Gene Ontology annotation, cellular component: endoplasmic reticulum membrane; peroxisomal membrane.